Molecule: messenger RNA, 660 nt
Organism: Onychostoma macrolepis
Lineage: Eukaryota; Metazoa; Chordata; Actinopteri; Cypriniformes; Cyprinidae
Gene: rpl12
Product: ribosomal protein L12
Exons: 7
Coding region: 123-620 (165 amino acids)
Biological process (GO): translation
Cellular component (GO): cytosolic large ribosomal subunit; ribosome
Molecular function (GO): large ribosomal subunit rRNA binding; structural constituent of ribosome
Source: RefSeq, a predicted model, not a curated record
CGGCCUUUUCCAUUUUUGCUUUUGUGGUGAAGGUGCAACACUUUUCGGUCGUCCCGAACCCGGGUUCAUCCGACACCCUCACCAAUUCAAAUCGAACUGAGCUCAACUUCAUCUGAUACACCAUGCCUCCUAAAUUCGACCCCACCGAGAUAAAAAUCGUGUACAUGAGAUGCACCGGUGGAGAGGUUGGUGCCACUUCCUCGCUGGCCCCCAAAAUCGGACCUUUGGGUCUUUCCCCUAAGAAGGUGGGUGAUGACAUCGCAAAGGCAACCGGUGACUGGAAGGGCCUGCGAAUCACUGUGAAACUGACCAUUCAGAACAGGCAAGCAGCGAUUGAGGUGGUGCCAUCAGCCUCCGCCCUCAUCAUCAAGGCGCUGAAGGAACCUCCCCGUGACAGGAAGAAGGUCAAGAACAUUAAGCACUCUGGAAGCGUUACUUUCGACGAGAUCGUUGGCGUUGCCCGUGUCAUGAGGCCAAGAUCUAUUGCCAGGGAACUUAGUGGUACCAUUAAAGAGAUUCUUGGCACAGCUCAGUCUGUGGGCUGCACCAUUGAUGGUCGCCCUCCCCAUGAUGUCAUUGAUGACAUCAACAGUGGCAAAGUUGAAUGCCCAACUGAGUAAAAAGAGGAUUGAAGACUAAAUAAAACCAUGAAAAUGACAA